AUGAACCUCCUUGAGGGCUACACUCCAGGUACGGUUGCUCGCCCUGAUGCGACACGCGAGCCUCUGGCCGCCAGGAACUGGGACUUGAACAACGCAGGCAUAGUUCCAGCGCUGCGCAACCGCGUCUCCCUAGACGACAAGCGUGUCCUCGAUGUCAUUACCGAAGCUCGGGCCCAUAGCACAGAUUCUGAAGAUCCAAUAGCUACUUAA
Messenger RNA from Suillus discolor, 210 nucleotides. RefSeq lists its product as uncharacterized. The record is from RefSeq and is a predicted model, not a curated record. Lineage: Eukaryota; Fungi; Basidiomycota; Agaricomycetes; Boletales; Suillaceae. The coding region runs from base 1 to 210 and encodes 69 amino acids. The transcript has 2 exons.